AUGACCUUCCCAAUCCCCCUUCUCGAUGUUGUUGUUGUGCCAUUUGGGUUCCGAAGAGCAGUCAUUUCUGCUUCACAAAUGGAACCACUUGUCGCUGCAGUUCGCAGCGGCAUAAUUGGGUCAAAACGACCUGAAGCGCGAUGCAGUUGCCGUAGACUCAUCAAUGUUAACAUGGAUGUUCUCAAGGAAGACUUGCGUGACGCUUUGCAACUGUUAGAAUACACGCCUUUAUUUGAACAAGCUGAAGGAUUCUACCUGCAGACAAUCGAUGAAGCCGAGAAGUUGGAUCUCCAGCUCAGCAAGGAUAGUGAUGUCUUGAGAAGCAUGCUCGAAGAAAAUCCACGUCGAGUCGUAUAUCGCAUGGAAAAGCUGAAAAAGCAGUAUGAAGAACGAUGUGACAAAUCAAGCGCAGCGGGAACAAUGUCUAAUAAACUCGCUGUCUUACGCUCUCGAGUUCCGCAACCUGCAGCUGAUGGAGCAGCAACAGAGGAAUUGGAAGCGGGCGAUCAAGAUGAAGAAGAUAUGGCUGUGGUUGGAGUUGUACGAAGUCACAAAGACCCUCUUGGUGGUGGACUAAUCAAAGAUCCAGUAAAAAGCAAGCACUGUGGUCAUGUGUACGAUCGGGCGACUCUACAACAGUAUAUCUCGGACAAUCGAGCCCGCCAUAAUGCCUGCUACCAGUGUCCGUAUAGUUUGUGUCCUAGUAAGAAGAAUAUGGAUAUGAAAGACAUGGUGGAUUGUCCGGAGUUCCUUUUGUCGUAA
Messenger RNA from Necator americanus (New World hookworm), 762 nucleotides. RefSeq lists its product as uncharacterized. Gene Ontology annotation, molecular function: SUMO ligase activity; zinc ion binding. The transcript has 6 exons. Gene Ontology annotation, cellular component: nucleus; Smc5-Smc6 complex. The record is from RefSeq and is a predicted model, not a curated record. Gene Ontology annotation, biological process: protein sumoylation; double-strand break repair via homologous recombination. Bases 1 to 762 code for a protein of 253 amino acids. NCBI's taxonomy places the organism in Eukaryota, Metazoa, Nematoda, Chromadorea, Rhabditida, Ancylostomatidae.